AUGUGGUCAACUCUGAAAAUCAUUUCGUGCCAGGGGGAGGACCAGAUAGUGUACCUCGACAUUCCCUCGGACAGAGAUUCCGUGUACAUGAGAAUAGCCAAGUUCUGUCUGACAAUAUCCGGAUUGUGGAAGGGUCCAGAAGACCGCACCCUGAACAAACCCGUGGUGGCCGGGAUAGUCGGAUUCCUGUGUUUGGGGUUACUCGGAACUCUCCACCAGCUCCUGUUCAUACCCCAGGACAUCUACAAGGGUACAGAAGCUCUCAUGCACAUCACCCUCUUGGGCUACUCGCUGUCCACCUACAUCAUCCUCAUCUGGAAGCAAAAGACAAUCUUGAAGAUGCUGACACUUGUCGAAACCAACUUCAACGACUUUGGUAAAACUUAUAUAAAACAUAACAAACAUCAAAUAGUUGCAGAGAAAAACAACGCGGUUUUGGUGAUCACGAUUUCCGUCAUCAUUUUCUCCGUCCACUCGAGUUUCAUAGGGGUCUCAAAAGUUUACAGAGUCCACCUUCCGCCUGAGAACAAAUCUCUGCUGUUCCCUAUGACGGUGCCUCUGGAGCUCACCAACAUAGCGUAUUACGCAGUCUACGUUCUACAGCUGAUGAUAACUGUCUGCGAGGGCUACAUACAUAUCACCGGCAUCACCUUGUGCGCCGGCUUCAUCAACAUACUGUGUGCACAGUUCGCCGCCCUGGGCCGAGCCUUCAGGCUACUGGCGCCUCUAGCUCGCCACCGGGCACUCCACUGUUCGGCCAGGGAAGUCGUGUUAGGGUGGAGGUCCGACGACCACGUCGACCACCAUGCCCAGGACCUCCUCAAGUCUUUUGUUGACCACCACAACACACUUCUGCAAUUCUACAAGGACCUGCAGUCCACCUUUGGCAUCCCUAUCCUCGACUUGUUCGUCAACAGUCAGAUCAUGCUGUGCUCGACCGGAUUCCACAUCUUCAAGCUGUAUCAGGCAGGAGCCUUGGAGCAACUGUUCAAGCAGCUCUGCAUGUUUGCCGCUCUCAUCUCACACGAGUUCGUCUACUUCUGGUUCGGCAGCCAUCUCAAUGCAGAGGUUUCCAGUUUCCGGAACGACGUGUACGCCUGUGAAUGGACUGAGAGAUCUGCACGGUUUAAACGCAGCUACCGCAUCAUCCUAGAGCGGAUCAAGAGAGGGGUCACCAUCCAAGCUGUCAUCCUUCCCACCAACCUGGCUACCUUCGCCAAGUGUUUGAAGGCGGCGUUCUCCUACUUCAAUCUUCUGCUAGCCCUCAGCUACAAACAAGACUAGGAGCUCCUGGGAACGCCUGUAGUUACCAACGCCUUCAACUCGCUUUAGAUCCCUUAUUAGAGGAUAUACUUAGCUGCUAGAAUGUCACACUAUGUCGGCUAGAUCUUUUUUGUCAUACCACAUGGUCAAUCAACACCCACAAUUAUAAUUUUCACUCAUGUGGUAAAUUUGGAAAAAUAUAGCUUUUAGCAUCACAGAUACGUGGUUAAAGUGUAUUCUUCUUCUUCUAAGGGGCUGCCUAUUGCCUGUGCACUAAGCUUCAAGGACAUAUUUCGCACCCCGGAAGUAUAUCAUGAGUCUAGGGUUUCAACAGUUCUACAACCGAUCAGGUCCUCCUGGAAAAAUUCACCACCCUUCUCCAGACUACCAAAAAUGGCAUACCGCUCCCUCGCUAUUGCAGGACUGUCGAAGAGCAGUUGCUCAGCAGUCUUCUCCCGCUCGUCACAAAUCCUACAGAGAGCAAAUCCUCCCGAAGAAUGCAGACUCUGUGAAGAUGCUUCCUCAGGUGGCCAUGUCUCGUAAUCAGACCCACACCCCGAAAAGACACCGAUCUACUUAAGGAGAGAAGGCCAGACGGCACCCUGGGAGUAGGACCAUUCUGCUCAUUCUCAGACCCGGAUGCAUACUGCGCAUUCUUUCAUGUUCAGCGUGAACCCAUUUAGAGACAGCCCCAAAUGAUUCACACCUAGAAAUACCACAGAAUAGUUGAGGUCAUGUCAUGUUCAACGCUGAGCCCAAAUUAGCCAAGUAAUCAGCUCUUUCGCUCCCAGAGAUCCCCUCAUGACCAGCAACCCAACAAACAGUCACGUUGUUGAUUCUGUUAAGCAAAUAAAAGGCUUGAUAUCAAUCCCAGACAAGUUGGAGUUAAACACAAAAUAGUUCAACGCUGCCUGGCUAUCUGUGAAUACUAAAGUUUACUACUGACAAUGGAUAAUUUGAUGAGAUGGCAGGUUUUCGGACAUUUGCCAUCGUUAUAAUGUUACAAAAUUAUAACAGCUAUUAAAUAUAAGCUUUAGCUCCAGUUAUCCCUGGACCUUCUUGUAUAUGUAUGAGUUGUUACGUAUGUUCUUUGCAGUUGGUAACCAUGACUUCGGCUAGUUUAUCACCACAAUUUAACUUUCUUGUAUAUUCUUAGCCUUUUGCCUUGAUGUUUAUGACACCUUUUAUGAAGAUGAUACAUUCAAAUCAUCGAAA
Homalodisca vitripennis (glassy-winged sharpshooter) is the source of this 2478-nucleotide messenger RNA. RefSeq names its product odorant receptor 10a-like. Gene Ontology annotation, molecular function: odorant binding; olfactory receptor activity. The record is from RefSeq and is a predicted model, not a curated record. The transcript is spliced from 5 exons. The coding region runs from base 1 to 1284 and encodes 427 amino acids. Gene Ontology annotation, cellular component: plasma membrane. Lineage: Eukaryota; Metazoa; Arthropoda; Insecta; Hemiptera; Cicadellidae. Gene Ontology annotation, biological process: sensory perception of smell; detection of chemical stimulus involved in sensory perception of smell.